CUCAGGUUCCUGUUGGCAUCAGAUCUCCUUGGUGAUCAUGGUUCAGAAGGUUGCAGUGAUUGGUGCAGGCCCCUCUGGUCUGACCAGCAUUAAGUGCUGCUUGGAUGAAGGGCUGGAGCCCACAUGCUUUGAAAGCAGCAAUGAUAUCGGAGGACUGUGGAGAUUCAAGGAGAAACCAGAGCCUGGAAGAGCCAACAUCUACCAGUCAGUGGUGGUCAACAGCUCCAAAGAGAUGAUGUCUUACAGUGACUUCCCUCCUCCAGCGGAGCUCCCCAACAACAUGCACCACUCUGAAGUCAUGCUUUACCUCCGCCUCUACGCUCAGGAAUUUCAGCUGCUGCAGAGUAUUCGAUUCCAGACCACCGUGGUGAGUGUGAGGCGGAGAGCAGACUUUGCCGUCAAGGGACAGUGGGAUGUGGAGACGGAGAGCGCAGAGGGUCAAAGGGAGACGAGUGUUUUUGAUGCAGUUCUAGUUUGUUCUGGACAUUACACUCGACCUCACCUGCCAUUAAGUGACUUCCCAGGUAUUGAGGGCUUCACGGGCAGGUACUUCCACAGCUGGGAAUACCGUAACUCCAACGGCUUGGAGGGAAAGAAGGUGCUGGUGAUUGGAAUGGGGAAUUCUGGGGGUGACAUCGCUGUGGAUGUCAGCCGAGUUGCACAGCGGGUGUAUCUCAGCACCAGGAGUGGAGCUUGGGUCAUGGGUCGUGUCGGACAGGGCGGUCUCCCAGGAGAUGUUGUUUGCUCCACUCGAAUGCAGUCGUUGAUUCGAAACUUGUUUCCCAACUGGAGCACCAGGGCGGUGGAGAACAAGUUAAAUGAAGCAUUUGACCACAAAUUAUAUGGUCUUAAACCAAAGCAUGGCUUCUGGGCCCAGAUUCCUAUUGUGAACGAUGACCUGGCAGGUCGGAUUAUCUCGGGUCGAGUUCAGGUGAAACCAAACGUAAAGGAGUUUUCCAGGACCAGUGUGGUCUUCACAGAUGGAAGCGUCAUCGAUGAGGUGGACACUGUGAUAUUUGCCACUGGUUACAACUACAGCUUCCCUUUCCUGCCUCCCGAAAUUCAGACCAAAUCCGGCUUCAGGCUGUGUCUCUACAAACACGUGUUCCCUCCUUCUCUGGCCCCGCCCACACUGGCAGUGGUGGGCUUCAUUCACGGCUUUGGAGCAAUCAACCCUUUAGCUGAGAUGCAGGCGCGCUGGGCUACUAGAGUUUUUAAAGGCUUAAAGGAACUUCCUUCAGAGGAAAUCAUGUUGAAGGAAAUUGAAAACGACUCUGAGGUCAUGCAUCAGAGGUUUGUGUGCUCGGAGCGCACCCCUCUACAGGUGGACUACCUUCCUUACAUGGACUCUCUGGCUGAGAAAGUGGGGGUCAAACCAAAUAUACUGGGGCUCUUUCUGAGGGACCCCAAACUGGCACUGGAGGUCUUCCUGGGGCCGUGCACUCCAUACCAAUACCGUCUGAGCGGGCCGGGACAGUGGGCUGGAGCCCGUCAGGCUAUUCUAACCCAGUGGCAGCGGGUGACUCAGCCUUUCAGAACGAGAGUGGUACCAGAACCUGAAUGUAGGGCAGCAUGUGGAUUGACUAGCUUAGCAGCUCUCACAGGAGCGGUCCUGCUGGGCUGCCUUUUCCUCUAUCAGCAUGGAUUUGUCUCGUCCUCUUGGCCUUCCUCAUUCCUCAGCUAAAGCCACAUAAGUGAGGUGUUAAGAUGUUAAAUAUGCAAGUUUUUUUUAACCUUACGAUUUUAUUCUUAUUUUUUUAAUGGCAACUAAACUAGCUGGUUUGUGCUCCAGUGCAAUCUGAACUGUGCCACUGAAAUGGAGCAUUUUAUAACUCUUAAUCUCCAAAUGACCAGCAUUUUUAUUAAACUUUUACUUCACCUGAGUUGGUUUCUUGUUUAUCCUUUCCAGAGCAUCAAUCACGUGGCUCAGCAGCUUUCAAACUGUUAUUU
Oryzias melastigma (Indian medaka) is the source of this 1950-nucleotide messenger RNA. RefSeq names its product flavin-containing monooxygenase 5. The record is from RefSeq and is a predicted model, not a curated record. NCBI's taxonomy places the organism in Eukaryota, Metazoa, Chordata, Actinopteri, Beloniformes, Adrianichthyidae. Bases 38 to 1684 code for a protein of 548 amino acids. The transcript is spliced from 9 exons. Gene Ontology annotation, molecular function: N,N-dimethylaniline monooxygenase activity; flavin adenine dinucleotide binding; NADP binding.